Messenger RNA from Parascedosporium putredinis, 1191 nucleotides. NCBI's taxonomy places the organism in Eukaryota, Fungi, Ascomycota, Sordariomycetes, Microascales, Microascaceae. The record is from the annotation of a GenBank genome assembly.
AUGAUCCGCUGGCUGGGCCCCACGUUUGUCCAGCACGGCUUCAAGGGCAGGGACCUGUGCAAAGCGAACCGGCCCGAGAUCCCCGAGUGCAUGGGCGCCGUGUGCGCCGCCGUCUACCUCAUCGUCAUCAUUAUAUUUAUCCCCUUUCCCUUUUACAAGGAUAUUGUCGCGGCCACGAGCGGAGGCGGAAAUAGGGACGUCGUGCUUGAAGUGCAUCACGUCAACGAGGGUCGGUUCCUGCAUAGGUUCCCGCAUAGCAAGCUGGCUUCCUAUCUCUCGGCCAUCCUGUCGCUCCAGACGAUCGCGCUCCUCGGUCUUAGCGAUGACCUGUUUGACAUUCGCUGGCGCCACAAGUGGUGGAUCCCGGGCCUGGCCUGCAUCCCCAUCCUCGUCCCGUACCUGGGCGAGCUCUUCGACCUCGGCGGCCUCUACUACGUCUACAUGGCCUGCAUCGCAAUGUUCUGCCCCCAGAGCAUCAACAUGCUCGCGGGCAUCAACGGCAUCGAGGUCGCCCAAUCCAUCGUCAUCGCCCUCCUCCUCGUCUUCAACGAUUGCCUCUACCUCUUCACCCCGUACCCGCACCCGGCCACCGACUCCCACCUCUUCUCCCUCUACCUCCUCCUCCCCUGGCUCGGCGUCUCCUUUGCCCUCCUCUGCCACAACUGGUUUCCCGCCCGCGUCUUCGUCGGCGACACCUACUGUUACUUCUCUGGCAUGGUCUUCGCCGUCGUCGGCCUCCUCGGCCACUUCUCCAAGACCCUCGGCCUCCUCCUCGUGCCCCAGCUCUUCAACUUCCUCUACUCCGCGCCCCAGGUCUUUGGCGUCGUCCCCUGUCCCCGCCACCGCCUCCCCAAGCUCAAUGCCCGCACCGGCCUCCUCGAGCCCUCCGUCACCCCCUGGGACCCCGACAACGGCGUCCAGCCUCGCCCCUGGGUGGCCCCCAUCCUCUUGCUCCUCGCCCGCUUCCGCCUCCUCCAAGUCACCCUCGACAAGCGCGGCCGCUUUCUCGAAACCAGCAACUUUACCCUCCUCAACCUCUGGCUCGUCAUUCGCGGGCCCCUGCGCGAAGAUCGCCUCGCCGCCGAGGUCACCGCCCUGCAGUUCGCCGUCGGCGCCCUCGGCCUCUUUGCUCGCCACCGUCUUGCCCUCCUCGUCUUUAAGGAGGAUAACUUGGGCAUGACCCUUGGGUGA